AGUUCCCGGGUGUGUGUCUGUGUCUGUGUCUCGCGGCGCUACGCCGCCGUGGUCAAGCGCCUGGGGGGUCCGCGUCUGAAGCGUCACCUCUGUCACUGCUGCCACCAUACCGAGUCACUUCUAGAGGGACGGAGGCCCGGCCCUUCGCCGGGUGGAGAAGAUGUUGCCCCUGUCCAUCAAGGAUGAUGAGUACAAACCACCCAAAUUCAAUCUGUUUGGCAAGAUCUCAGGCUGGUUUAGGUCCAUCCUGUCGGACAAGACAUCUCGGAACCUGUUUUUCUUCCUGUGCCUGAACCUCUCUUUCGCUUUUGUGGAACUACUCUACGGCAUCUGGAGCAACUGCCUAGGCUUGAUCUCCGACUCUUUCCACAUGUUUUUUGACAGUACUGCCAUAUUGGCCGGAUUGGCAGCUUCUGUUAUAUCAAAGUGGAGAGAUAAUGAUGCUUUCUCUUAUGGGUAUGUUAGAGCGGAAGUUCUGGCUGGCUUUGUCAAUGGGCUGUUUUUGAUCUUCACUGCUUUCUUUAUUUUCUCAGAAGGAGUUGAGAGAGCACUGGCUCCUCCAGAUGUGCACCACGAGAGACUCCUGCUUGUUUCAGUUCUUGGAUUUGUGGUAAACCUAGUGGGAAUAUUUGUGUUCAAUCACGGAGGUCAUGGACAUUCUCAUGGCUCUGGCCAUGGACACAGUCACUCCCUCUUUAAUGGUGCUCUAGAUCACACCCAUGGCCAUGAAGACCAUUGCCAUAGUCAUGAAGCCAAACAUGGAGCCAUACACAGUCAUGGCCACGACCAUGGACACGGGCACUUCCAUUCUCACGAUGGCCCAUCCUUCAAAGAAACAACAGGACCCAGCAGACAGAUUUUACAAGGUGUAUUUUUACACAUUCUAGCAGAUACACUUGGGAGUAUUGGUGUAAUUGCCUCUGCCAUCAUGAUGCAAAAUUUUGGGUUGAUGAUAGCAGAUCCUAUCUGUUCGAUUCUUAUAGCCAUUCUUAUAGUUGUAAGUGUUAUUCCUCUUUUAAGAGAGUCUGUUGGAAUAUUAAUGCAAAGAACUCCUCCCUCAUUGGAAAAUACACUUCCCCAGUGCUAUCAGAGGGUGCAACAGUUACAAGGAGUUUACAGCUUACAAGAACAGCACUUCUGGACGCUCUGUUCUGAUGUUUAUGUUGGGACCUUGAAGCUCCUAGUUGCCCCUGAUGCUGACGCCAGGUGGAUCUUAAGCCAAACACAUAAUAUUUUUACACAGGCUGGAGUGAGGCAGCUUUAUGUACAGAUUGACUUCGCAGCGAUGUAGUCAAUGAAAAGAAAUUGUUUGAGGACCAACAUUUUCCAGUACUGUACAAUCCAAAGCAUUGUACUACCCAGUGCUCUAAAAUAGAGGCGUCAUCUCUACAACUCGGAGGCACCAAGUAGUGCAGGUAGAGUCAGCGUGUGCUGGGGACCACAGCCGGAUCCUGCCCAGACUGUGGCCUUGUGUGCUCUUCCCUCCAAGCCAUUCUGAUUGCUAAGGUUUCUGGGUUUGUCCUAGGGUGUUGGGUUGUCUUUUUUUUUUUUUUUUCCCCUGGGGGUUCUUGCUGAUCACCUUCAGCCCAUCCUAUCAUCACACCAAGCCAGUGAGAGAUUCAGACUGUGGGCUGCCACUCUUCCUAAUGUCUUCACUAAAGCUGCUGGAAACCACUGCUUUUAUCCCUACAAAACCAGUGUUGUUUUUACAAGCCGAAGUCUGUUUUCUAUGAAAUGUCACAGUUGUUGACGUUCUUCAGUGUAAUCAUACGUUUGUAAAAUUGUUUGUACCUUGCAAACUUAUGAACCAAACCAUAUUGGGUUUUCAAAGUGCCUUUGUAUCCGAAAAUAUAUUUGCCAGCACAGUAAUGUACCAUCAAAGGUCAUAUGUAUGUUUUUUUAAAUGGAUAUUCUGUAAUUUGUACAAAAUAAGACUUGCUAGUAACAUAUAUAAUUGUCUUUUGCAUAUUUCCAGCAUAGGUUUAACUAUAUUAAAUUUCUUGUCUUGUGAAAAAGGACAUUAUUUUGCUCUAUAAAAAAUUCAGUGAUCACAUUAAGAUACUUUGUAGACCACUUUCAAAAGUGCAGAUACACUAGAAAAACUCCUCUAGACCAAAAAAAAAUCUGCUCUACUACAGAUCCUAUAAACUCUUGGCCUGUCUGUGGUAAAUCUUCCAGUAACUUUCCUUGCCAUUUUUACAGAUUCUGUUGAUGAGCGAAAGCACCGCAGAGUUGGCAGAAAGAACAGUGACAGUGACAUUUUACAGCGUCAUACUCUUUUUCAGGUGCCAAGCAGUACAGUUUCUUUUCCUGGUUUUGUUUGCACAAAUACAAAUUACUUCCAGGAAUCCUAGGAUAGCAUUUGAUUGAGUGUGAACUGUUGUAACUGUGGAGCCAAUGUGGUUAUAUAGAAUUCUUCCUAAAAUUUGGUAUCUUACAAAUAGUUGAUUUUCUAGGGUGAGUAUGAGAAAAAUACAAUUGCAAUGGACAUGAUACAUACUACUCCCAGCACUCAGGAGGCAGAGACAGGCAGAUCUCUUGAGUUCAAGGCCAGCUUGGUUUUCUGGGACAACCAGGGCUACAUAGAGAGACCAUGUCUUAAAAUUAUAAAUGAACUGCAAUUUGAGAUGACAGGUGCUUAACAUUCAAGUAUUCUUGGUGUUUUCUGAAGAGAUGCUGUUUGGGUGAACAUUUUCCUAUUGUACUUCAUUUAUCCCUACAAAUACUCCCUUUAGUUUAAGUAAGUUGAUAUUGUUAGCAAAAUUUUAAAAAUCUUGAAAGGCAAAAAUUAAGAGUAUAGAUCAGUGACAGACACUUUAUCCGUAAAGGGGCAGAAUUUAUUGUUAGUUUUUGCCUGAGCUUUUGAGUACUUUUCCUCCUACUUCUGACUACAAUUUAUGAACCAUUCUGUAUGAGGAGAGCUAUGCCAGUCUCAACUGCAGCAGAAAGUACACAGUGUCUGUGGUACCCUUUUUAAAAUCAAGUGGGAUUUCAAAACCUGUUUGCUUCCUGCCAGGCUGCAGUAGAUUGGGUUUGAUUGAAACAAUGCCAUAGUCUUUCAGGAGGGAAAGCACAGAUGGAGAUGUCCUGGCCCUGUACUGCUUCUUCAUGUCCAUUCUGAGUAGUUGAGUCCGACAGACCCUGGAUAUUCUGUGGGUUGGGGCAUACUUUUAGAAAUGACAGGUCUGGAUGAAGGCACAUACUUGGAUUCUAGCCUUUACAAGCUAAUCCUGGUGGCUCUAUCAACACUGCACAGGUGGAGUCAACUUGGGUAGUUCUAAGAUUUACCAAAUCUGCUUUCCACUGGGCCCUUAAUUCCAUGUGGAAUUUUUGUUGAAAUGGGUCAUUCUGUCUAGCUAGACCCUAAGUGCACCAAUCCAAGAAUGUUGCUUUUCUUUGAUGAGGCAUAGAAUGUGUUUGAUGUGAAACUAAUUUUGCACUUUGUUCCAAGAGCUUUCCAGCUCAUAACAUUUAGCAAGUUGGCAUUUACAUUUUUGCUUAAUUAAAUGUUUGCAUACCUGUGUGUACAAAAAAAAAAAAAUGUGAGCAGAAACAACUUUUCACGGAAAGAAAGCUUGUCUUCUAGUGUUAUUUAUGCAGCCUAAUACUAACCAGUGGUUCUACUAAGAAAUACUACUUGGUUAUGGUAAUAAAAUUCAUUUAGAUACUCCUAACAUUAGGCUAAUAUUCUUUAAAAGAAAAAAAAAAGCCAAUCUGAGUGUAAAUUUGCCAAUCUAUGAAUAACCAAAGUUUGUUCCUCUGAAUAACAAACCUACUUUGUUCAGAGAAAGUUUACCUUACCAGACAAACAUCUCCGACUAAGUAUAUUUUAAAAAUUCGUUGUAUUACUUGAUGAAGAACUUGACCGAAGUCCAACUUCCUCCUUUUGGAAACUCUGUGUCUUUCUGAAGGACAGUAUCUGGUUAUGUGUAGGUUAGUGUUCCUCUUCUGUCAUCUACCCUUCUUUUGUAGUGGAGGUGUAAGAUCAUGGCAACAGAUGUCAUUGUGAUGUCCCUUUAUCUUAAAAGAUUCUUAAAAGCCUACACAUAUGUACUGGUAACCAAAAUACUGUGACUUCUGUGUACCUCUAUAAAGCAGCCAAAUCAGUAACCCACAAUGUAGCCAAUCAGAACUCUCAUAUUUUGUUUUUAUAGACAGUAACAUGGAAACCAACCUGGUAUAGAAUGCUGGGAUUUAAGAGUAGCACAUUACUUACUGUAGAAUUUCACACCCAAGCAAAGACUGUGCUGGGAGCAGUCUGGUUCUACCUCUCAUGUUCAGAUGAGAAACCUGAGGUCCAGAAAAGCUGUCAUUUCCUUAAGAUUACAGGGAUGAGUGGUGGCGAAGCCAAUGCUCAAAGGCAAUUAUCCGAUGCCAACUCUCUGUACACUGUACUGUGCUGCUCCCCUUUGUGACAUUGCCUUUCUGUAAAUGUGACUAAAUAUGGCUUGUAAAUAAAGAACUCUGACCUCUAGUUUUGGUACAUGAAGGCACUUUAUAAAUGGAAUGUUGUCUCAUUUUUCAUAUAUAAUUGUGAAGUUUAGAUUAUUUCCAUAGUAUUUGUUGCAAAAUAAAUUAUAAUAAUUAUUUUUUAUUCUUCCAAAACCAACUCUUGACUUGGAAAAACAAAACAAAAUUGUACUUUAGAUACUUUUAACUUGUAAGUGAAUUUUUAUUACUUGCCCAAGGCUCAGUCCAGUUUAAUCCUGGCUUACUUUCCUAAUUUUGCUUAUAUACUGUAAACUGUUUCCUUUUAGAUAGCAGGCUGAUUCACGGGUCAUGCCAUUUCAGCCCUUCAAUCCCUGGAGAGUGUUUUUACAUUAAAAAUUCUCAGAGCUGUGAAAAUGGGGACAGUGAAUGUAUGCAACACAUCUUUUACUUCACUUGGGUCAAGUUUUGAAAUCUUAAUCAGAACUGCAAAUACUAGACCACUGCUUUUGACUCUUCGUAAAUGUAUUACCUUUGCCAAGUUAAGGUCUUUUUGUUUGUUUUUUUACAAAGAGUCAUCAUUGUUGAAACACAUUAUUUUCUAGUUCAUACGAAUCUUGGGGGGGAGUGUCUUUUAUUCUUUGAAGAACAUUCAUUAAAUGUUCUAUGAAGGAUUCUCAAGAUAGGAUUUCUAAAGGUCUCCUUAGUGAUUCAGAUCUCUACCACAGAAUCAAGACACUGAAAAAAAAAUUGUAUAUCAAGGAAAGUGUUUGCAGAAAUAUAGCAGAGAGGUAUAACUCCAUUUAAAGGCCAAAUGGACAGGGCUUUUGAUGAUGUCAUCUUUGGUUUAUAUUAGGCCUUAGCCAUUUCCUAACUGCAGCUCACACAGAAAACAAGGUAGAUAACCUCUGCUAAGUAUGUAUCUGAACACUUGGUGGCUUUUCUCAUGUUCUGACAUUUAAUUCUCACAUUUUUAUAAAGAGGGGGUUGCAUGAUUUUAUGAUUGACAGCAUUUUAAAAUGUAGCCCGUGAUCCUCAUAGCAUGAGGAAGGAGUCCUUAUCUGGGGAAGAGGCUGUGGUAUGGCAGCAACUCAGUCUUUUCUGAUGACUGCUUUUAUAAGGCCCAAGACUUUGUAGCACAUCUAUGUGGACUCCUGGAAAAUCAGUGAACACUCAAGGUGCCGUUGCUAUGGGAACAUUUACAAACUGCUUCUAGCCUGUUUCUUCCUGCUCUCUGUAUGUUUGCUUUAUAACUUGGUCACGGAUCCAAAACCGUGCUAGGGAAAGUGGCACUAGAACUCCUUAAGUCCAUUUACAAGCAAUUAGAAAGUUUCAUUGGAAGUCACAUGGAGCUGCUCACUGACCUAGCGACCUCUAUGCCAGCAUUAAGAAGAGUGCCUGCCCUCAAGAACAUCACUGGGGAAUCAUUUGCCAAAAAUCACAGAUCAAUUUUCCGGAAGUGUUAAGGAGUAUCUGAUUUACACACUACAUUUUACACAAGUUUUUUCAAUAUAAAAAGUCUGUUUCAUAAAUAGAAGCCUGUGCUUCCACAACAGCUUUGAAUACGAAUUUGUAAUUUUGACCGUGAUGUUGGAAACCAAAACAAGCUGAAAGUAGUCUUGUAUGUCCUUCUCUACUUUGACUCUGUGGGUUUAUGCUUACAGGCUCAAGAAUAUGUAGUUACCAGUAACCCUUAGUAGACCAUAGCAGACAUAAGCUAAAGGACAGGGAUAGGAGAAAAAUGAGACUCACUGCAAAAAACAUCUCAGGAGUUCUGGCAUUUCUGUGCAGGCUGGAGUUCUAUCCAUUCUGUCCAUUUCUCCCCAGCUAGUCUGGGAGUUGCUCAAUUUCUGUUUGCUACUCUCCAUGCUGUUGGGGAUUUGGCAGAACGGAGACUAUGUGCUAUGGCCUUCUGGACUACACAGCCACACUGGGGAUUGUGUUGCCUCCCAUGUUUUGGUGGAGAAUUGCCAUAUUGCCAUAUCUUUUAAGGACUGUCUACUCCCCCAGAAUAUUCUGUCAUCCAAAACUCUUUCGGAGAGAUCCCUUGAAGGUGCUUCUAAUGAAAACACCAUGUGUGUUAAGUCAUCUAAAUGUCUCUAGAAUACACCUACCAUUUUUGUUUUGCUUCUGUUCAAAUAUUUUUUGUACAUUUUCUCCCCUAACUUGGAAUGAUGUGACUGAAAGUUUGCCAGAUCCCUUCUUCAUAUUUUCUGAACAUGCCCACACUUCACUUUCCUUCUUGUAAUGGUUUUAAACAUGGCCAAUUCUAGAUUGGGGGUUGAUUCCCUUGGUGAAGAUCAAAACAUUUCUACAAAUGUUUACAUACAAGGCCGGGUAGGAAUGUCACCUAGAAGCAAUCUGAAUGGUUUGAAAAUGCUGCAGUGACCAAUUAUGACUUGCCGAAGGGCACUCUACAGAUCGCAAUGUAUGUAUCUUUCAUGUUUUCUACUUGCAUACAUUUCAUACAUAUUUUGUUUAACCGCAAUGUAUUUUAAAAUGAUCAUAUACAGCUGUAUUGAAAAUUUGUUUUCAAUUAAAUUUCUGUUUAAAAGUC
Molecule: messenger RNA, 6985 nt
Organism: Cricetulus griseus (Chinese hamster)
Lineage: Eukaryota; Metazoa; Chordata; Mammalia; Rodentia; Cricetidae
Source: RefSeq, a predicted model, not a curated record